Messenger RNA from Rhopalosiphum maidis (corn leaf aphid), 2503 nucleotides. Its product is annotated as 2',5'-phosphodiesterase 12. Gene Ontology annotation, molecular function: 3'-5'-RNA exonuclease activity. Bases 260 to 1969 code for a protein of 569 amino acids. Gene Ontology annotation, biological process: nuclear-transcribed mRNA catabolic process, deadenylation-dependent decay. The record is from RefSeq and is a predicted model, not a curated record. Gene Ontology annotation, cellular component: mitochondrion. NCBI's taxonomy places the organism in Eukaryota, Metazoa, Arthropoda, Insecta, Hemiptera, Aphididae. The transcript is spliced from 9 exons.
UUGAGUCGUUGUAGUCUUCCCGGAUCUUGCCAACAUUUUCGUAUUGUUCCGUGUUCGAAAAUUGUUGUGGUUGUUUGUCAACCAUGUUGGUUUUGUUUAACGUUUUCGUUAUUCUCAAUGGUCUACCUAAUGUUUUAUUACUGCUGUAGACUGUAUAGUAUCUCGUUUAACGUUUAAAAAAGAAAAAUACAAUUUAUUUUUCUAUUGUUGAUUAUUAACGAAGAUUAUAUUAUUUAAAAUCAAAUAUCGAUAGAAACAUAUGAAAUACUUUAACAACUUAUUUAAGCAUAUCUAUUUUACUAAAAGAAAUAUGUCUUCUUUUAAAUUAUUUUUAUGGGAAAAUUCGAUGUUUGUUAACUGUUUGAUUCCGACGGGUGAGACCGAACUAAAAAUGAUGGUGACUCUACCAUCUCCAUUUAACAAGUUGCACAGAAUAAACUUGUGUCGAAGCCCCGAAGAUACAAUAAGAAUAUUUAUUGACAGACUUGCUUUAAAGUUAUCACAAACUCAACGCAAAGUUAGUGAUAGUGAAAAGCUUAAGAAAAACUGUGUAGAAAUAAAAGUGAAUGGAAUCAAAGUACCAUAUACUUCUAAAUGCUAUGAAAUAUUUGAGGAAAUAAAAGAAAAUAUUACCCUUGAAAUUAAAGAUCAUACGUAUAAAGUAAUAGUUAAUGCACCAAUAAUCAACGAAUUUAAAUUGGGAAUUCCUCCAUAUCAAGGAUUAAUGAUGUAUCCCUAUGCAUUUGAUCAGGGAUAUAAUGUCUCUGUUAUGGAUACUCAGUAUUUAUGGUACAGAAUUGAUUCAAAAAAAGAAAUUGAAGUGGGAAAUAGUAUGACUUAUAUACCUACUGCCGAGGAUGUUAAUUGUCGUCUAAAAUUGGUGUGUAGUCCUUUUAAUGAUGAAGGGCAAUCUGGACCUACAGCAGAAAUAAUAUCUUCAACAGUCUUAGAAAAUACUAUUAAAAUCUACCCAUUUGAAAAAAGAUUAAAAACAAAGCCAUAUAAUAGUAUUAGAGUUGUAUCAUACAAUAUACUUGCUGGAGAAUAUACAAAAACUAAGGAAGCAAAAAAUGAAAUGUAUCCAUAUUGUCCAGAAGAAAUUUUAGCAUCCAGUUAUCGGCACCCUCUUGUAAUGAGAGAACUUCAAGCAUACAAUGGAGAUAUAAUUUGUUUGCAAGAAGUGGAUAAGCUUUUUUUUCAUAGAGAGUUAUGUCCUAUUUUAAAACAAUUCAAGGACAUGACUGGAUUAUAUUUUAAAAAGAAUGGCCGUAGGAAUGAAGGACUGGGUUGUUUUUAUUCUCCUAAUAAAUUCAAUUUAUUAGAACAAUUUGAUAUUAGUUUGAAUGACCUGACUACUAUAGAAUUGUAUUGCGGACCUAUUAUAAAAGAAAUUAUGGAUGAUGAGAAGUGGAAACAAGGAUUAGAAAAAAGAACUGUUUUCCAAGUCUUAGCUUUAGAAUUGAUUUCUGACAAAAAACAAAUAUUCUUAGUAUGCAAUACUCAUUUGAUAUCUGAUCCAGAAGGUGAUUUUAUUAGAUUGUUUCAAGCGUUAAUUGAACUAAUUAUUAUCAAUAAAAUAAAACAAAAUAUCACUAAGGAUUAUCUCGGAAGCAAUGUAUCGGUUAUAUUCUGUGGAGAUUUCAACAGUACACCUGAAAGUGGCGUUUAUGAUUUAGCCACCAAUUUAUUAUUACCAGAAAAACAUAGAACAGUAAAAAUGCUAAACGAUUUAAAAAAUAAUCUUGACUUUAAAAUGGAUAGUGCAUAUGAUACCGAUGUCCUGUACAGUAAUUAUACUGAAACUUUUUUCGGUCUUUUAGAUUAUAUAUUCUUUACAAAUCAACAUCUUGAGCUUAUUCAGGUAUUAUCCAUGCCAUCACAUGAUGAUGUUAUCCAAUAUGGUGGAAUUCCAAGCGUAUUAUUUCCUUCAGAUCAUUUAGCUUUAAUUGCAGACUUUAAAAUAAAAUAAUUUAUCUAUUUUAUAAUGAUAUUUUCUUUUAUUAUAUUUAUAUUUUUAAAAUAAUAUUUCUAAUAGUACCUCUAAUUUUGUGUAAUGUUUAUUAUAAUGUUACAAUAACUAUAAAAUUUAAGCAUAUUUUGUAGAUCCAAUUUGUUCCUAUUUUGAAUAUAUUUAGUUUCUGUAUGUAUACAGAUAGGGCCUGGUUUUAUAUGAAAAAAAAAUCCUAAUUUUUAACCCCGUCACUUAUUUCUAUAUUUGUUGUACGUUAAAAACAUAUAUGUCCUGAACCCUUAAUGUUUUUUGUGUGUAUUUGGCUCUGAUUAGUUCUCCAAAGUCUAACACUACUCUGAUAAAUGGAAUGGCGGAGGAAGUUUUUUUUUGACCAUGUAAUAGUUUUAACGCGCAGCAAGUGUGCAUUUACUAUUUUAUUCACUUGGUGUGUUUGUGUUUUUUGACACUAUAUUCAUAAUCAGAGCCCUUGCACAAUCUUGGAAUUAUUGUAAAAAUAAAUCAUAACAUUAAUUUUAAGUUGUAACUUAAAUA